ACAGUUUACGGCAUACCGUAUUCCGGUCAGUGCAGAGAGACUGCACGUGAAACCAGUGAAACAGUGAGUUAACACACGGAUGAGACUUUUUAAUGACGGUUUGUUGACGGUUAGUGAAGCAGCAGUGACAUCGAGUCGCUGCGGAGAGUGAAGCCGGCAGGAUGCUGUAUCUGAUCGGCCUGGGGCUGGGAGACGCCUCGGACAUCACGGUGAAGGGUCUGCAGGCGGUGAAGAGCUGCUCCAGAGUUUACCUGGAGGCCUACACCUCCAUACUGACGGUGGGGAAGGAGGCUCUGGAGGAGUAUUAUGGGAAGGAGCUGAUCAUGGCCGACAGAGACUUGGUUGAACAGGGGGCUGAUGAGAUCCUGAAGGAUGCAGAUGUGACUGAUGUGGCGUUCCUGGUGGUGGGCGACCCAUUCGGAGCCACCACCCACAGUGACUUGGUCCUCAGAGCAGUGCAUGCUGGGAUACCGUACAAAGUCAUCCACAACGCCUCCAUCAUGAACGCUGUGGGCUGCUGUGGGCUGCAGCUGUAUAACUUCGGGGAGACGGUGUCGUUAGUGUUUUGGACGGAGACGUGGAGACCUGAGAGCUUCUAUGACAAAAUCUGUAAGAACAGAAAAGCUGGACUGCACACGCUCUGUCUGCUGGAUAUUAAAGUCAAAGAGCAGAGCGUCGAGAACAUGAUGAGGGGGAAGAAGAUCUAUGAGCCUCCUCGCUUCAUGACGGUCAGUCAGGCUGCAGAUCAGCUGAUCCAGAUCAUACAGAGGAAGAGGGAGGAGGGGGAGGAGCUAGGUAUGACGGAAGACACGGUGUGUGUGGGCGUGGCCCGACUUGGCGCCAAUGACCAGACCAUCCGCGCAGCGACGUUACGUCAGCUGGUGUUGUGUGACCUCGGCGGUCCCCUCCAUUCGCUGGUCGUCACCGGUCACCUCCACCCGCUGGAGGUGGACAUGCUGCGAGUGAACGAAGAAUCAAACGCACUGCAACACCUGCACAUGAUCGACAGCUCCACCUUCUGCUCCUAACACACACACGCUCGUCUUACUGUUCUUGUGGGGACCGUCAUUGACAUGGUUUAUUACUAGGACCCUAACUCAAAACUUGAUCUAAUUUUAAUCUGACCUUUGAGAAAAAGUCUGAACCUUAAGACAGAUAUGAGUGAGAGAAGAGAGGCCAGGAUGUCCCGACAAUGGAGAAAUGUCCUCAUUAUGAUGGUUUACAGCUGUGGUCCUCACAAAGACAGCAGUACAAGCUCUCACACACAUACAGAGGACGUUUAUUGAUCAUCAAAAUAAUAUAAAAACAUGAAUGACCCAUAAUCCUCCUCUGAACUGUUAAAAAUAAAUGAGAUUGUCUUUU
Epinephelus fuscoguttatus (brown-marbled grouper) is the source of this 1362-nucleotide messenger RNA. It is a transcript of the gene dph5, whose product is annotated as diphthamide biosynthesis 5. Gene Ontology annotation, biological process: protein histidyl modification to diphthamide. NCBI's taxonomy places the organism in Eukaryota, Metazoa, Chordata, Actinopteri, Perciformes, Serranidae. Gene Ontology annotation, molecular function: diphthine synthase activity. The transcript is spliced from 7 exons. Bases 162 to 1028 code for a protein of 288 amino acids. The record is from RefSeq and is a predicted model, not a curated record.